Molecule: messenger RNA, 1766 nt
Organism: Octodon degus (degu)
Lineage: Eukaryota; Metazoa; Chordata; Mammalia; Rodentia; Octodontidae
Gene: P3h4
Product: prolyl 3-hydroxylase family member 4 (non-enzymatic)
Exons: 8
Coding region: 15-1352 (445 amino acids)
Biological process (GO): collagen fibril organization; peptidyl-lysine hydroxylation
Cellular component (GO): endoplasmic reticulum
Molecular function (GO): collagen binding; protein binding
Source: RefSeq, a predicted model, not a curated record
CCUCGUGCGCGGCCAUGACGGGCCGGGCGCGCGCGCUGCUCGGCCUCCUGCUCCCGCUGCUGCUGCCCGGGCGGGGCGCGCGAGCGCAGUACGAGCAGUACAGCUUCCGCGGGUUCCCGCCCGCCGCGCUGGCGCCGCUCGCCUCCGCCUACGGCCGCGCGCUCGAGCUGUACGAGCAGGGCGAGUGGCGCGAGAGCGCGCAAGGGCUGGAGGCGGCGCUGCGGCUGCACCGCCUGCUGCGCGACAGCGAGGCAUUCUGCCACGCGCGCUGCGGCGACCCCGGCGACCCCGGCGACCCUGACGGCCCCGGAGAGCCAGACGGCGGCGAGUCCUGGGCGCAAGAGCUGCGGCUCUUCGGCGCCGUCUUGCAGCGCGCCGUCUGCUUGCGCCGCUGCCAGAGUGAGCUGCCGGCCUUCCGCGUGCCCUACCCGCCGCGCCAGCUGCUGCGCGACUUCCAGAGCCGCCGGCCCUACCUGUAUCUGCACUAUGCGCUCUUCAAGGACGACCGGCUGGAAAAGGCGGUGGCCGCGGCAUACACCUUCCUACAGAAGAACCCCAAGCACGAGCUGACCGCCAAGUAUCUGGGCUACUACCGGAGCAUGGUGGAUGUCCCCGAUGAGUCGCUUACCGACCUGGAGGCCCAGCCCUACGAGGCCGUGUUCCUCCGGGCUGUGAAGCUCUACAACAGUGGUGACUUCCGCAGCAGCGCCGAGGACAUGGAACGUGCCCUGGCCGAGUAUCUGGCCGUCUUUGCUCGAUGCCUGGCAGGUUGCGAGGGAGCCCAGGAGCAGGUGGAAUUCAAAGACUUCUACCCCGCCAUAGCAGAUCUCUUUGCAGAGUCUCUGCAGUGCAAAGUGGACUGCGAGGCUGACCUGACCCCCAAUGUGGGUGGCUACUUCGUGGACAAGUUCGUGGCCACCAUGUACCACUACCUCCAGUUCGCCUACUACAAGUUGAACGAUGUGCGUCAGGCCGCCCGCAGUGCCGCCAGCUACAUGCUUUUUGACCCCGGGGACAGCAUCAUGCAGCAGAACCUGGUGUACUACCGCUUCCACCGUGCACGCUGGGGUCUGGAGGACCAGGACUUCCUGCCCCGGGAGGAGGCCUCGCUCUACCACAAUCAGACAGCUGAGCUGCGGCAGCUGCUGGACUACUCCCGCGCGCACCUGCAGGCUGAUGAUGAGAUGGAGCUGCAGGAGGCGGAGCCAUCCCCAGAACUGGGACAGCCCCUGUCCGACGCAGAGUUUGAGGGACUUGGGGACUACGAGGAGGGGCUCUAUGCAGACUGGUGGCAGGAGCCAGAUGCCAAAGGGGAUGAGGCCGAGGCUGAGCUAGAGCCUGAGCUGGCAUGAGAAGAGGUCAUCCCAGGGGUCACCACGCCCCUCCCUCCAGAGCUCAGGAAGCUGGGGCGCAGCGAGGACUAUUUAUGAAAACCUGACUGUGGACGCUGCUGGCCUGUCCCUGCCGAGGGCACCGCUGCCUCUGAUGUGUCCCGACCACAGGAUGGUAGGGCGGUGUGCGGGGCUGACGGAGUCCGCCCGCUUCCUGGACAACCUCCUGCAGGAGACUCGGCCACAGCUGGAGUCUCUGCCCGAGUGGCAGCGGGGCUGCGGGGCUGCGGAGCCCUGGAGCAGGAGUCCAGGAGUUCCGGUAGACAGUGGGUGCUCAAUAAAUGCUCGUGUUGGGGCAAAAGACAGCGCCUGGGGUCCUGCGUAGGCGAGGUCGAGCCUCACGGGCUGGGGACGGCGUGCGAUCCCAGGCUGGCC